GGAAGGAAUUAUAGCCGUUUUUCUCGGGUUCUGGAGAGAUCUUCAGCGAGCUGGCUAAGCAAGGCAGCGAAGAAUAAAUAAAUACUCUUCUCCCCCAGUAAAACGAUAGGGGAGAAAGCCCGUCGACCUUUCUUGUCAGUGGGGUGGAGAUGGCAUGACUCAGACAGCGCUUGCCACCCGCUUCUGCUCCCCUACGCAAGCGGGUUCGGCGCUUGCGCAUUGCGAGAGCCGAGGCGGCGCUGCUGGGCCUGUCUUCUGUGCCCGCCCGCUCGCUCGCUCGCCUACUUUGGGCUGUCGCACUCUAGGGCCCAGUUGGGAGUGGCGGAGUCAGCCUGGGAGCUUUCUCUUUCGGGCGGGGAGGGGAGCCAGGGGCGGACACUGUCGCACAGGAACUGCAGUGAGUCCUUUACUUGUUGUUCCCCGAGGGGGCACGCUGUGUGUGUGGUUGAAACUGAACUUUCAAUGAUUGGCGUAGAUUAUGAGGGCUACACGACAAGUAUGUUCCAGUUUGUGGCAGCAGCAUCUUGAGUGUCUCAUAAAUGUGUGAUACUGAACACUGAAGCUGGCAGACCAUUGAGAAGACUUGCAACAUGUUAUGUUGGGGAAAUGCCUCUUUUGGACAGCUUGGAUUGGGGGGCAUUGAUGAAGAAGUUGUUCUAGAACCCAGAAGAUGCAACUUUUUCCUAAACAAAAAGAUUCAAGAUGUAGGCUGUGGACUAAGACACACUGUGUUUGUCUUGGAUGAUGGGACUGUGUACACAUGUGGAUGUAAUGAUUUAGGACAAUUAGGCCAUGAAAAAUCCAGGAAAAGACCAGAGCAGGUGGGUGCCCUGGAUGCUCAAAAUAUUGUAGCUGUUUCAUGUGGAGAAGCCCACACGUUAGCAUUAAAUGACAAUGGUCAAGUCUAUGCUUGGGGUUUUGCUGUAGAUGGACAACUUGGCUUGCCUGGAACCGAAGAAUAUAUCAGAGUGCCCAGAAACAUAAAAAGCUUGUCAGACAUCCAAAUAGUGCAGGUUGCUUGUGGCUACUACCAUUCACUUGCACUUUCUAAAGGUAGUGAAAUUUUUUCCUGGGGACAGAACAAGCAUGGUCAACUCGGACUAGGUUAUGAGUUUAAAAAGCAAACUUCCCCACAACUGAUAAAAUCUUUAAUAGGGAUACCUUUUGCACAAAUUGAAGCAGGCGGUGCACAUAGCUUUGUUCUUACUCUUUCUGGAGCAGUCUUUGGGUGGGGGCGUAACAAAUUUGGUCAGCUUGGUCUUAAUGAUGAAAAUGAUAGAUAUGUUCCCAAUCUUCUAAAGUCUUUAAGAUCCCAGAAAAUUGUUUAUAUCUCCUGUGGAGAAGAUCACACAGCGGCUCUUACAAAGGAAGGUGGAGUGUUCACUUUUGGAGCUGGAGGCUAUGGGCAAUUAGGUCAUAACUCUACUGGCCAUGAGAUAAAUCCAAGAAAAGUUUUUGAACUUAUGGGGAACAUUGUCACGCAGAUUGCCUGUGGAAGGCAGCACACAUCUGCAUUUGUUCCUGCAACUGGCAGAAUUUAUUCUUUUGGUCUUGGAGGCAAUGGACAGUUGGGGAUGGGAUCAACCAGUAACAGGAAAAGCCCCUUCCCGGUGAAAGGAAACUGGCUUCCUUAUAGUGGAGAGAUACCACUAACUUCAGAUGGUGAAGACUAUUAUUGUGUAAAGAGGAUUUUCUCCGGUGGAGACCAAAGCUUUUCACAUUACAUUACUCCACGGGAUUUGGAACCACCAGAUGACUUCCGAUACCCUAGUGCUUCAAAACAAAUCUGGACUAUGAAUGAAGGCUUCAUUCAGAGAUUGCUGAACUGCUCGUCUUCAGGAGCAGGGAGGCUCCCUGUGGAGAUAGCAAAUGAAAUAGAUGGAACAUUUUCUUCAGCUGGCUGUCUAAAUGGAAGCUUUUUAGCUAUCAGCAAUGAUGAUCACUACAGAACUAGUGCCAGAUUCUCAGGGAUUGAUAUGAAUACAGCUCGACUUCUGUUUCACAAACUUAUACAGCCAGAGUAUCCUCAUAUAUCUCAACAGGUUGCAGCUAGUUUGGAAAAAAAUCUUAUUCCUAAACUGACUAGUUCCUUGCCUGAUGUUGAAGCCCUACGACUGUUUCUAACCCUGCCAGAAUGCCCACUAAUGAGUGAUGCAAACAAUUACAUGACACUAGCUAUUCCAUUUGCAACCGCUAUUGUGAAUCUAGAAAAAGCUCCACUGAAAGUACUUGAAAACUGGUGGUCUGCAUUGGAGACUCCAUUGUUCCUUAAAAUAGUGGAACUGUACAAGGAUGUUGUGGUCCACCUUCUUAAAUUGUACAAGAUGGGUAUCCCUGCUUCAGAGCAACGAAUCUUCUCUAGCUGUCUACAUACUUCCCUGAAGGUUCUGGAAAUUUUGCAUAGGGUAAAUGAAAGAAGUGGGCAAAUCAUACAAUAUGAUAAAUUCUACAUACAUGAAAUCCAGGAUUUGAUAGACAUAAGAAAUGACUACUUCCACUGGAUACAGCAGCAGGCAUAUGGAAUGCUAGCAGAUGUGCCAGUUACAAUUUGCACCUAUCCCUUUGUGUUUGACGCACAGGCAAAGACAACACUCUUGCAGACAGAUGCAGUCUUACAGAUGCAGAUGGCUGUUGACCAAGCUCACAGACAGAAUUUCUCAUCUAUUUUUCUCCCAGUAUAUGAAUCUGUCAAUCCGUGUCUGAUCUUAAUUGUGCGCAGAGAAAAUAUUGUGGGAGAUGCCAUGGAAUUCCUAAGGAAAACAAAAAAUGUAGAUUACAAGAAGCCUCUCAAGGUUAUUUUUGUAGGGGAAGAAGCUGUUGAUGCAGGAGGAGUUCGCAAAGAAUUUUUCUUACUUAUCAUGAGAGAGCUGUUAGAUCCCAAGUAUGGAAUGUUUAGGUAUGAUGAGCGGUCGAGGCUCAUCUGGUUCUCGGAUAAGACUUUUGAAGACAGUGACUUGUUUCAUCUGAUUGGUGUUGUCUGUGGGCUAGCAAUAUAUAAUUUUACUAUUGUAGAGCUUCACUUCCCCUUGGCUUUAUAUAAGAAGCUUUUGAAUAAGAAACCUUCCCUGGAGGACCUCAAAGAGCUAGUGCCUGAUGUUGGCAAGAGUAUGCAGCAGCUGCUGGACUAUCCAGAAGAUGAUAUAGAGGAUACUUUCUGCCUCAACUUUACAAUCACCGUUGAAAAUUUUGGUACCACGGAGGUUAAGGAGCUAAUUCCUAAUGGUACUGAUAUUCCUGUUGUCAAACAGAAUAGGCAAGAGUUUGUGGAUGCCUACGUGGACUACAUCUUCAACAAAUCUGUGGGUUGUCUCUAUGAUGCAUUUCAUGAAGGCUUUCAUAAGGUGUGUGGAGGUAAAGUUCUACAGCUCUUCCAGCCCAAUGAACUGCAAGCAAUGGUGAUUGGGAAUACAAACUAUGAUUGGAAAGAACUAGAGAAGAAUACUCAAUACAAAGGAGAAUAUUGGGCAGAGCAUCCAACAAUUAAAAUAUUCUGGGAAGUUUUCCAUGAGUUACCACUGGAAAAGAAGAAACAGUUUUUGUUAUUUUUGACAGGUAGUGAUCGCAUUCCUAUCCUUGGGAUGAAGAGUCUUAGUCUUGUUAUCCAGCCAACUGGAGGUGGAGAUGAGUAUCUUCCAGUAUCUCAUACGUGUUUUAAUCUUCUUGAUCUUCCAAAAUAUACAAAUAAGGAAACACUUAAAUCUAAGCUGAUCCAGGCGAUUGAUCACUAUGAAGGCUUCAAUUUAGUAUAAUUUGCAGAAGCUAGAACACCCCAAAACUAUAUUGUGGGAACAUUGAACUAAUUUUUGCAUCUACCUUGCAGUGUCACAUUAAACGAAAAGCCCGACAGUGGAGGCAGUUAUAAGAACUGCUUGUAAACUGUGAUCGGAUCCUUUUAUGGCAGCCAAAAACCCUUACAUUAAUGAACUAUCUUGAUAUGAAUGCUGGAGUCAGAUUUUGCCAUUUAAACAAUAAAAAUUCAACUUUGAAAUAAAAAUGAACGUUUCAUUAAAUUUUACUAUUUCGCAUAUUGCAAAAUGACUUGCUAUGUAUGUAAAAGAUGUGCUUCCCCCCCCCAAUUACUGCAACUGUCACAUUUUUCAUUUUGUAAAUAAAGGUUUUUUUGUCAUAAAAGACCCAUGCUCCAAUAGCAGUGGAGUAUUGCUGGUAAGUGAUUUGGGGCUUAUCUUAUAAAAACAGGUACCCCCCCCCUCAUGGCAUACCAGUUCCACUGAUAAAUUGUUGAUAUGCACCUUUUGCGAAAAUCUAAUGAGGAACCUCAACCCUAGAAAUAGUUUGUAUGGUAACCCUUUCGUGCUGCAACAAAUAGGGCUUCUAUUAAUACAAAAAUGAUUGAGACAAUGUUAAAAGUAAUUUGUCUGAUAAUCCCAUGGCAGUGUAGAGGAACUAUCAAUAGUUAAAACUAUGAAGGGAACCCAUAAUUUAAUCUUGGAAUUCAGUACUUGGCAACUGUUGAUAAUUAGAAUAAUCUAGGAAUGCCUGGUACUGUAUCUCUGUCCAACAUUCUUGGCCACAGCUCUACUUUUUCCCUUUAACUUCAGUGGAGUUGAGAUUUUCAGAUGUUGGAAGAACAGUUUUAAAGUUCUAGUUCAAUUUUCACUUUUUCAGAUAAUUUUUAAAAGCCCUCUUUUUAAAAGACUUUUUUGGGGGAGUUUCAGUAGGACAUCUCCUGGGAUGAUGUUGUUGAACAUGUGGAUUGUUGGGGUGGGGGCUGACUUAAGUUCCUGAAUGUUUACAUGUUAAUUGAUAGUAUGUGACUUUCAGCUGUGAAAUAAAUAUUUAUUUUUUUUAGAUUUAUAAACUGCAAUGAAACAAUUCAAGCAUCAAAUAAAAAUUCUUGAAUGAAAAUGUUG
Molecule: messenger RNA, 4871 nt
Organism: Rhineura floridana
Lineage: Eukaryota; Metazoa; Chordata; Lepidosauria; Squamata; Rhineuridae
Gene: HERC4
Product: HECT and RLD domain containing E3 ubiquitin protein ligase 4
Exons: 25
Coding region: 591-3749 (1052 amino acids)
Molecular function (GO): ubiquitin-protein transferase activity
Source: RefSeq, a predicted model, not a curated record